AUGUUCCCCAUCCCAUGGUCCCCAACCCACGGUCCCCAACCUACGGUCCCCAUCCCACGGUCCCCAACCCAUGGUCCCCAACCCACGGUCUCCAACCCAUGGUCCCCGACCUACGGUCCCAAACCCACGGUCCCGAGCCUACGGUCCCCUACCCACGGUCCAACCCACGAUCCCCAACCCACGGUUCCCAACCCACGGUCCCCAACCCAUAGUCCCCAACCCACGGUCUCCAACCCACAGUCCAUAACACAUGAUCCCCAACCCACGGUCUCCAACCCACGGUCCCCAACCCACGGUCCAACCCAUGGUCCCAAACCCACGGUCCCCAACCCACGGUCCCCAACCCAUAGUCCCCAACCCACGGUCUCCAACCCACAGUCCAUAACACAUGGUCCCCAACCCACGGUCUCCAACCCAUGGUCCCCAACCCACAGUCUCCAACCCAUGGUCCCCGACCUACGGUCCCAAACCCACGGUCCCGAGCCUACGGUCCCCUACCCACGGUCCAACCCACGAUCCCCAACCCACGGUUCCCAACCCACGGUCCCCAACCCAUAG
Pecten maximus is the source of this 558-nucleotide messenger RNA. Its product is annotated as extensin-like. The transcript has a single exon. NCBI's taxonomy places the organism in Eukaryota, Metazoa, Mollusca, Bivalvia, Pectinida, Pectinidae. The coding region runs from base 1 to 558 and encodes 185 amino acids. The record is from RefSeq and is a predicted model, not a curated record.